CGGAAACAUGGAGUUUUCCGUGGUGGAGGUGUUUUUGCACCACCUCUUCACUUGUGUGACCGAAGUGUCGGCAUAUGUGAAGCAUAUUGAACUGAGGUUCAACUCGUAUAUUGAGGUGAAUGAGUAUGAGCCUUACCAAGUGUUCCUGGCUGCCAUCGCCUUUACACUGGCUAUGGUAUGGCUGUACAACUUCCUCUUCCUGCAAGAACUCAGCUUGUGGGAAAGGUUCAAGAUGGCAACCUUCAAAACUCUAAGGAGUUUACCCUACGUGGGCCCCUCGAUUCAGAGGGAAGUUGACAAGGCCCUGGCGGGCAUGGCGGGGUCUCUGUUCAAGCUGCCCGCAGGGAUGAAGUACGUCAACGGACUGCCCCAGACAGGACUGUCUGAGGACCAGGUCAUGAGGGCCAUCAAGGGGUACCAUCAACUGGGCCACGUUGACUGGAAGAAAGGAAAUGUUUCGGGCACUGUUUACAGUGGACAGCCCGAACUAACGCAACUCUGCACCAAGGUGUACGGAGAGUUUGCGUGGAGCAACCCGCUGCACCCGGACGUGUUCCCCGGGGUGCGCAAGAUGGAGGCAGAGGUCGUGGCUAUGACCUUGAAGAUGUUCAACGCUGGAGUGAACGCCUGCGGAACGAUGACCUCAGGCGGCACAGAGAGCAUCCUGAUGGCCUGCCUGGCCUACAGGAACAUGGCUAAGGAGCGUGGCAUCACCCUGCCCGAGAUUGUUGCUCCUUUCAGUGUGCACGCUGCCUUUGACAAAGCUGCUCACUACUUCGGUAUGAAGAUUAUCCAUGUGAACAUGGACCCCAAGACUUGGAUGGUCAGUCUGAAGAGCAUGAGGAGGGCCAUCAGCAGCAGAACCUGCAUGCUGGUUGGAUCUGCCCCCCAGUUCCCUCAUGGAAUCAUUGAUCCCAUCGCUGACAUUGCCGCGCUGGGCAAGCGGUACGGGAUCCCGGUGCAUGUGGACGCCUGCCUGGGAGGGUUCCUGCUACCCUUCAUGAAACAGGCUGGGUUUGACCUGGCUCCGUUUGACUUCUCUGUGGACGGUGUGACCAGCAUCUCUUGUGACACACACAAGUAUGGCUUUGCCCCGAAGGGCUCGAGUGUGAUCCUGUACAGUGACAGGAAGUACCGGCACUCCCAGUACUUCGUGCAGCCCAACUGGCCAGGCGGCGUGUACGCCACCUCCACCAUGGCUGGUAGCCGCGCCGGGGCCAUUGUUGCCGCCUGCUGGGCAACCAUGAUGACCAUCGGAGAGGACGGCUACGUUGAGAGCACCAGGAAGAUUGUGAAGGCUGCGCGCUACAUCGCCAAGGAGCUGCGCAAGGUGGAGGGCAUCUUCGUGUUCGGGGAGCCCGAGGUCAGCGUCGUUGCCUUCGGGUCAACGGAGUUCGACAUCUACAGGGUCUCCAACACCCUGACUGCCAGGGGCUGGAACCUCAACUCACUGCAGUUCCCAUCAAGCAUCCACCUGUGCUGCACGCUGCGCCACACGAUGCCCGGCGUCACCGACCGUUUCAUCACCGACGUGAAGAAAGCCGUUGCCGAGGCGAUGGCCAAUCCCAAGGCAAAGGCAACCGGACAGGGUGCGAUCUAUGGCAUGGCUCAGGCGGUACCAGACCGCACACUGAUCUCCGAGAUCGCGUGGGGCUACCUGGACUGCGUGUACGACACCAAGCGCAAGGAGGAUGACGGCCCUGUCAACGGCAUGCACCACUGAGGCGUGCUAAGUGGCCUUGGAUUUUAAUCCGCAGCCAGAAAUAGGCUGUAUAGGGCCUUGGAUUAUCACCAAUACUCAUGUUUCCCAGUAGACUACAGUUAAAGAAAAACAUUGCAUGAAUUGUGCAACUUACUUAUUGUGUGGAUUCCACACAAAUUUGUAAGGAGUGCAAAUUCUAACACAUCAUAGUAACAGUAUCUUUGUCCAACCCGGCAAAAGCAUAUGUUAGUAAUAACGGUGGAAAAAAAGUUGAAAAGAACAAAAAAAUGUUUUGAAUGUGGGGACAUCCAGUCACUUAAAACAUUUGUUUAUCAAUUCUCAUGUUGACAAAUAGUCUACAGAAC
Messenger RNA from Branchiostoma belcheri (Belcher's lancelet), 2067 nucleotides. RefSeq names its product sphingosine-1-phosphate lyase 1-like. The transcript is spliced from 15 exons. Gene Ontology annotation, cellular component: endoplasmic reticulum. Bases 8 to 1723 code for a protein of 571 amino acids. NCBI's taxonomy places the organism in Eukaryota, Metazoa, Chordata, Leptocardii, Amphioxiformes, Branchiostomatidae. Gene Ontology annotation, biological process: sphingolipid catabolic process; carboxylic acid metabolic process. Gene Ontology annotation, molecular function: sphinganine-1-phosphate aldolase activity; pyridoxal phosphate binding. The record is from RefSeq and is a predicted model, not a curated record.